Messenger RNA from Scylla paramamosain (green mud crab), 2127 nucleotides. RefSeq lists its product as uncharacterized. NCBI's taxonomy places the organism in Eukaryota, Metazoa, Arthropoda, Malacostraca, Decapoda, Portunidae. The record is from RefSeq and is a predicted model, not a curated record. The transcript is spliced from 4 exons. Bases 1515 to 2096 code for a protein of 193 amino acids.
AUAAAUAAAAAUAAAUAAAUAAAUGAGCGGAUUUAAGCUCUGAAUAUGAAAUUAAGAAUUUCACCUGACAUUUGAAGACUCACAUGCAUUUAUAUGAUAAUUAGAUCCCAAUAUUUUGCAUUUAAAAACUUUGAUAUUUGCUAGUAGCCUACGUACCAAUCCUGUUGAGAUGUUAACGUGUACCUGGCAUAUGACGUCGGCAGUGACUGUGAGAGACUACAGGGUAAUAAAGUUUGUUCAUAAGAAUGUUAAAAGAUAGGUGCAAUUUUAAUUGUAUGAAAGUGUGUCUUACCUCAAGGCGUAACGGCAUCACACUGUAAAGAACGCAGUGAAGCUUGCCCGUGUCACCGGGUUCGGCGCGUAACCGACCGCGUGUUUGUUUUGGUACAUGCAAUGCGUGGUGCAUGGUCACUUAGGCAAAUUCUUCCUGACUGGUGUCAUUCUAUGUGAAUUACCGAGUGUGGUUCCUCCCCUGUGCAAGUAACUUGACAAUGACAUCCGUCAUAUGUCAGCUGCUUUGACUGAGUGUCCUAUAGUGACUAUGGUGAAGAAGAUAGAUUUCUCCAAUGAUGAACAGUUUAUAAAACUCUGAGAGUUUUGCUGCAGUGCCAAUCCUAGAAUGCAAUCAGGAUCAUUUUAAUGAGUAAAUUAUAUUCCACAAAAGGAGGUGGAGAGGCUCAAGAACAUUAAGAAUAAAUGCAUUCAAAAGAACACUUUUUUGGACGUUGUUGAAAAACCACCAAGAAAAAUGCUAACAAUUGACAUCAAAUCAAGCAUUGUGCAGCCCAGGCAAAAACAAGUCAGUUUUCCAUCAUAAGUUGUGCAUAUUUACUUGACUUUGACCUACUUGGUCUCAAAUAUUGCAUUAUCAUCAUAUCCUAUAUCCUCAGUCUCAUUUUUUCAUCAAGUACUGUUAUCUUCAGAAGGAAGUGCCCAAUCAGUGGGUGUCCCAGGAGGGUUCUUAACUUGAAUUGGCAUCUGAGUCAGUGGCAGAAGUUUCUAACCAUCACUGAAAGAGAGGAAGCCAAGGGUCUAUUUAAAAGAAUGACUGAAGAUAAAAAGGUUCCCUCAAACAGUAGUCCGGUAAAAGAAAAAGAAGAGGGAAAAAAAAUGAGAAAACAAAUUAACUAUAACAGAGUUUGGCCUACAUGCAACAAACCUAAAAAAAUUGGGUUGAUGUCCACUUGCAUAAAGUGUAUCUCCUGAAGAGAAACCUCAAUAUAUUCAGGAUUGCCUUUAAGAAUUCAAAACUCAUAAACAGACAGUGUCUGAAGGUGUGCAAACCAUGGCCACAAAGUCAGGGUCCUUAGAGGUUAGCACAGACAAUGAAAUUAUCCCUUAAAGCUUACAAGGAGUACUUGGAAAUACACGACCAUGGCUAGAACCACCAUCCUAAAAAAAAUGUCAAAAUAGUUGCAGAGGUCCUGCAUUAAGGUCUCAGGGAUAAUUCUGUGUCCCUUAUAGCAACUCUAUGUCCCUUAUAACAGGUAAUUUCUUCUGUGAAAUAUCUGGAGAUGCCACAAACAAAGACCUUCCCAAGUACCUAUUCAUUAAGAUCCCUUAAGUGCCUCAUACACGAGGAGGAAGAUAAUCUACUCCUGCAAAAGGACAUUGGAAUGCCUGAAACAAGGGAAAAAGGUGACAUAAGAGUCUCUUUCCAGUGCUACAGUAUGGCAGAAGGAAAUCUGCACAUGUUUCAGGGUUUCUCAAGACCAAGAAAAGAGAGACUUUUGAGACAAGCAAGGAAGGAAACAGAAAAUGUCACCUUGGAGGUCAUCAAAAGCAUGAGGGCAUCCCUAGAAGGGUGGCCAAUCAUUGUGCUGGUGUGGGAACACAUGCCCACACCCUUGCCACACACAUUCCAUGGCAUGCCUUUCCCCUUGGGACUUGAUGGCCCUAGCCAACCUCACCCUUUCCCCUUGGGCCUGACGUCAGCCUCUGGCCACCUCAGCUAUCACCACAUGGGAGUGAGGUCAACCCUCACUCCUUUGUCUCCGCGGUGCUCCAGCCUGCUUCACGGCUGGGUGGGUUCCCAGGACAUCACGAGCCUUUUACCUUUCUGGCCACGUGACCUCCCUUCACCUCACAAGUCCUGAGCCGGCCCAACAACCACCCCAGCAUCAUAGG